AUGAGGAAAAAUAGAAUAUGCUAUUUUAUAUUGGCUUUCUAAAUUACAUAUAGUAGAAUAGUUUCUACCUUUUAUAUUCUGUUUUAAAAGAAUAAUUAAAUUUAUGUAAAGCUAACUGAAGCAUUAGAAAAGGGAAAGUUUCAAUAUCUAAAAAGUUGUUUAAAUGAUUAGGCCAAGAUUAAUAUAUUUUAAGGGUUUUUUAUUCUGUUUAAUUAGGAAUUAAAUGAAAUGCUAUCAGUCAUAAACCAAAAAAUACUAGAGUUUAAGAUUGAUUAAAAAAGAGUUCGUAAGUAUAAAAGAUCAGUAAUUUUACAAGAUUGUAUGGCAUCAAAUGAUCAAAUAACUAUUUUCAUACUAUGGUGUUGAAUAUAUAAAAAAAACAAUGAUGGCUUUUUUACAUUCUACAAAUUGGUCAAUCAAAAUUUUUAUGGAUGAUAAACCUAAAGGAUGA
Messenger RNA from Paramecium pentaurelia, 451 nucleotides. The record is from the annotation of a GenBank genome assembly. Lineage: Eukaryota; Ciliophora; Oligohymenophorea; Peniculida; Parameciidae.